Messenger RNA from Closterium sp. NIES-67, 1815 nucleotides. The record is from the annotation of a GenBank genome assembly. Lineage: Eukaryota; Viridiplantae; Streptophyta; Zygnematophyceae; Desmidiales; Closteriaceae.
GAGGUCUGGCACCACAUGAUCCGUGUUGAGAGGUCCCAAAACAAGAUGACUGUACCAUCUCUCGGCCUCCUCGCCGUAUCUCAUGACAAUCCUCCUCUGGCCACUACAAGCGUCACGUUCAGAGAGUACAGGACUGUACAGUAGUACUGUCCAUCGGACUCGAGAAAAAAACUGGAUUCGCCGCUUCUCUCAGUCUUCCGUCUAGAUUCCGAAUUUGCCAUCGAUUGAAAUGAACUGGCGCCAGUAAUUCUAGACAGAAAUGGCUUCUGCGGGCCUCCUCCUGGUGUGCAUGGAAACCGACCGACCAACCCAACCCCCGAGGGUCGUCCACUGAAGAACUAUCGUGACGGCGCCACGUGAUCAGCACCAUCAUAGCUUAUCACCACCGUGGUGACCACCUGUAUUUCAACCACGGAUAUCGUGUGACGUGCCUCCGCCACGUGUCACCUCCACGUCACUGAUGUGGCACAUGACCGCACCGUCGCGUGGUCACCAGCUCAGAACGGUUGUGGGCUGAAAUCGUGGAAAGGAGAGGAGUGCUGUUUCUGGGCAGUACAGUGCACCUCAGUGCAAUUUCAUCCCUCAGAAUCACGCUCUGUGGCACCAGCUGCAGCAGCUGCAGGCGAUGGGAGAUUUCGAGGCGUGUAAGGAGCCCUCUCUUUCCGAGAGGGAAGGAACCUCCGUUUCUCAGGAGCAGGCUUCGUGGGGCCAGUUGCAAGAGGUGCAGGAGGCGCAGGAGGUGCAGCAAGUGCCACAAGUGCCGCAAGUGCAGGAGUUCGCUGCUAACAGGAGGGAUGAGGCUCCUGGCUGUAAGAACCAGGGUCUGUGGGACAAGCUGCACGAACAGCGGCGUGCGUCGCAGGAGUCGCAGGAGCAACGGGAUCUGCAGAUGCUGCCUGAGCCGCAGGGUCUGCAGCAGUGGCGUGAGUCGCAUGAGUCGCAGGAGUCUCAGGAGCAGGGGGGUCUGCAGAUGCUAUCUGAGCCGCACAAGAUGGAAAUUUCUGAGGCGUCUCAGGAGUUUUCUUCCAGCAAGAAAGAAGAACCUUCCGUUUCUCAAAGCCAGGUUUCAUGGACCGACUUGCAGGAUCUGCAGAAUCAGCAAGAUCAGCAAGAUCUGCAGGAUCUGCAGGCUUCGAGUGACCAGUUGCAGAACCCGCAGCAUCUGAAGCAGGUGCAGGAUCUGCAGAAUCUGGAUCUACAGGAUGUAGAGCAGCUGUUGGUUUUGCAGGAUCUGCAAGCGGCUCAGCAUCUCACAGACGGCAAGAGCCUCUGCGGCAAGGCUGCUGCAGGGGUAGAAGCUUCUGCAGAAGCUUCUACAGGAGAAAAUUCAAGUCCAGAGCUUGUUAUUGGGUUGGCGGAGGAUGGAUCCAUUGCUGUUGUGGCUAAAGGUGUGGAUAAGAGGAGACGGCUGGGGCAGACAGAGGAUGAGGCUCGCCUGGGGGCUGCAGGGCAUGAGGCUCACCCAGGGGCUGCAGGGAAUCAGAUGCUUAGUGCACCAGAAACAUCGGCGCCUGCAGAAGCAGCAGAGGGCGCAUGGCCACCAUAUGCGGAAGCUGCAGAGGGCUCAGGGUCACCAGCUGCAGAAUCAGCAACAGCAGCAUUGGCAGCAGCAGUGGUGGCGCCAGCACCUACCAGCAGGGUCGACAGGCUCAGCACGAGCUGCAGGAGCGGCAACACCACCAGCACGAGCAUGGUCGCCACAGGCUACAGGGGCGGCUGCCAGGGCGCCACUAUGGAGCUGGUUUAUCAGCAACACUACUUUGUUACAUGCAGUAGUGUAACUAUAUAACAUCAUAUCUAUGUUUCAGUGUAGCA